Pleurotus ostreatus (oyster mushroom) is the source of this 300-nucleotide messenger RNA. RefSeq lists its product as uncharacterized. The transcript has 2 exons. The record is from RefSeq and is a predicted model, not a curated record. NCBI's taxonomy places the organism in Eukaryota, Fungi, Basidiomycota, Agaricomycetes, Agaricales, Pleurotaceae. The coding region runs from base 1 to 300 and encodes 99 amino acids.
AUGAACCGUCGGUUCUCACAUGUGGCCAGGGCUAUUCCACGCUUGACCUUGUUCUCUGGGCCGAAUUGCUCGCUCUGCGAUAUCGCGAAAGCAGAAUUGGAGAAAGUACGGAAACAACGCCAGUUCCAGCUGGAGGUGAUCAAUAUUCAGGAUACCGGCCAGGAAAAGUGGAAGAAGAAGUAUGUCUACUGGAUUCCAGCGCUACACCUAGAAGGGAAAGAAAUAGUUAAAGGGCGGUGGGACGCAAGUGAUGUCGAGGCCGCGUUUGUGAAGUGGGACAACGAAAGUGGAAGUGACUGA